AUGUCAGUAACCUCAGGCCAGAGUCCUGAUGACCAUCGUUCCCAAUCAGCGACACCCAAGGUGGUCCAUGAUCUCAACUGUGCGAUCGAGCAUGAUCUUCCAUUUCCGUCGCCUCAUUCCGCGCCGGAUGUGUCCUAUACCUGCUUCCGAGACGGCAGUGUCAGUGCCGUAUUAGGGGGUCAAACCCAGUGGUCGACCAGGGAAUUGACCCCAGAAUCGGAAAAGGAGGGCUACCUGGGCGACUCGUCUACUUUCAAGUUCAUGUCCAAAGUCAAACAUGGCGCCAGCACCACCGGGGACGACGAAAUUCAGGAUAUCUCCCAACCCCAGAAACGGCCUCGUCGAGAAAUCAACCGUGCCACUGACCGGGUCCACGACCACAACAUCAACCCCACAAUGGACAUGGAAGACUGGUUUCUCCUCCCCCCGAGAUCCAUUGCAAACGCGCUUGUGGAUGGCUACUUCAAAUACGUCCAUCAACUCUAUCCUUUCAUCCAUGAACCAUCCUUCCGCAAAGACUACGAGUCAGUCUGGAAUGCCGACAGUUCACAUGGCGAGCAAGCACUCUCGUUUGGACUGAUAAACCUCGUAUUUGCCCUUGGCUCGGAGUUCGCUGACGGGACGACCAUGGACAGAAGUCCCAACCGGGCUUCGGGCUUCAUGUCGCGCGCAAAGGCCAUUAUCUACGCGAAUUUGUUCAGGACGGGGAGUCUCGAAAUCGUCCAAGCGCUGCUACUUUUGUGUCUCUAUCUUCAAGGAACUUCCGAGCUGAACAAGUGCUGGAACCUUGUGGGCCUGAUGAUUCGCAUGGCCUACGGCAUCGGUCUUCACAUGGACCCCGCGCGCUUCGGCGUCGGGCACAUCGAAAAGGAAAUGAGGAAACGCAUCUGGUGGGGGUGUUUCAAUCUCGACCGGACUCUCAGCUUUCGAUUCGGUCGACCGCCGGCGAUUCGAACAGACGACGGUCUGGAAGUGACUCUUCCUCUCCUCGUUGACGACGCAUACAUUCAAGACGAAGCCAAGGCUCCCACACAACCGGAUGGCCAGCCUUCAUACAUUGAGUUCUUUGUACGGGCCACCAAACUGACAAUGAUCAUGGAAGACACGCUGCGGCACCUGUACCUGAAGCCGAGAAAACUGCACCGUCAACGUUCAGAGGCCGCGAUCGCCGAGGAGAUAUCGUCCUUGUUGGCAAACACGGUGAAGCUCGAUGGUGAGCUCACUGUAUGGGAAAAGAGCCAUCCUCCGCAUCUCGCCUUUCACCGAACAGCUUCAGAAGACAUCACUCUUCAACGACUGCAAAACAAUCUUCGAGUUAGAGCCCUCGUCCUUCGCUCAAUCCUCCAUCGACAGGCUUUUCUGCUCUUCUGCCGUGACGAGCCCAUAGACGAAUUCCAGCGUGCCAUUGCGGUCAACUGUUCGCGCGCAUGCAUCGCCGCCGCUCGGCAGACGAUUCGCCUGAUCAACACAUUUCACUCUCGGCGACUGAUCAGUUCGCUCUUCCAAAAUCUACACUAUGUCUUUUCGUCCAUGGGCGUCCUCCAAUGCCUCCAAACUCUCGACAAGACCAAGCUGGACUCGCUCGGCGAAUCCGGCGAGGACGAGGUGCUCGAGAUGGGGAUGAGAUUCCUCGAUGACGGGUGCCAACAAAGCUCCCUUGCCGCCACAUACAUGGCUUCCCUCCGCCAGGUGGGCACCAAGGGCCGAGCCCGCAGCGAUCACCAUGGCUGCUCGCCAUCCCAGUUGGCGGGCGCGAGUGCCUCUAUCUCGGCUGCCGAAAGGGACGUCCGACAAGGCUCCGACCUGAUCAUGGAUGCCUCGUCUUUCAUGAUUGCCCCCACAGUGUCGACGUUGGAGUUGACCGGCUCAUUCACCAAUCCCGUUCGAGGACCUCUAUAUCCUGGCGGCUUCGGGACCGGAUUCCCGCCCGACUUCAUGCUGGACGAGGAUUUCAACACGGAUCAAUUUUUCCUCGGUACGAUGGCCUAA
Messenger RNA from Cladophialophora immunda, 1989 nucleotides. RefSeq lists its product as uncharacterized. Gene Ontology annotation, cellular component: nucleus. The transcript is spliced from 3 exons. Gene Ontology annotation, molecular function: DNA-binding transcription factor activity, RNA polymerase II-specific; zinc ion binding; RNA polymerase II cis-regulatory region sequence-specific DNA binding. NCBI's taxonomy places the organism in Eukaryota, Fungi, Ascomycota, Eurotiomycetes, Chaetothyriales, Herpotrichiellaceae. The record is from RefSeq and is a predicted model, not a curated record. The coding region runs from base 1 to 1989 and encodes 662 amino acids. Gene Ontology annotation, biological process: positive regulation of transcription from RNA polymerase II promoter by galactose; DNA-templated transcription.